CUGCCACGCGUGCCAGGCACAGCAUGGGAAGACGCUCCUGUUGCAGGCGGCCCUUGCCGGUGGUGGCAAGUCUGGGUGCUGCACUCCUGCUCCUGUGCGCCCUGCGUCCCGCAUUUGAAAAUAAAGCUCUGGGCUCCAGCUGGUUCGGUGGAGUGAGGAAGAGUCCCCUACAGCUGUUGCGUGACCUGGACCAGGGUCCACGCUCCGCGAUGGCCGAGGUGCACCAGCAGCGGCGUGAGCUGCUGCGCCGGGCCUGCAGCCGCCACACGCGACGCCAACGCCUGCUGCAGCCGGAGGACCUGCGUCACGUGCUGGUGGACGACGCGCACCGGCUGCUGUACUGCUACGUGCCUAAGGUGGCCUGCACCAACUGGAAGCGUGUGAUGCUGGCGUUGCGCGGCCGUGGGGAUCCAAGCGCAAUCCCUGCGCACGAGGCGCAUGCGCCUGGCCUGCUGCCCUCGCUGGCCGACUUUGCGCCGGCUGAGGUCAACUGGCGGCUGCGCGACUACCUGACCUUUCUCUUCGUGCGGGAGCCCUUCGAGCGCCUGGCGUCAGCCUACCGCAACAAGCUGGCGCGGCCACACAGCGCGGCCUUCCAGCGGCGCUAUGGCACACGCAUCGUGCGUCGCCUACGACCACACGCGCAGCCCGAUGCGCUGGCCCGCGGCCACGACGUGCGCUUCGCCGAGUUCCUGGCCUACCUGCUCGACCCGCGCACGCGCCGUCAUGAGCCCUUCAACGAACACUGGGAGCGCGCACACGCGCUGUGCCAUCCGUGCCUAGUGCGCUAUGAUGUAGUGGGCAAGUUUGAGACGAUAGCAGAUGAUGCUGCCUUCGUGCUGGACCUGGUGGGUGAGCCUGGGCUACGUUUCCCUGCUCCACCGCUGAGGCCAGAGAAGGACCUUACGCGUGAGCAGGCCCGGCGCCUUUUCCAGGACAUCAGCCCCUUCUACCAGCGUCGCCUCUUUAACCUCUAUAAGAUGGACUUUCUGCUCUUCAAUUACUCUGCCCCUUCCUACCUGCGACUGCAAUAAGGGUGUUGGGUGCAAUAGAGCCAGUGGCUGCUGUGACCAGGAGGCCACCAGGAGGUCUGGAACGAACCUGGUUGUGUGGAUUGGAGACCUUAUCCAGUGGGCCUGACCAAGAGUCUGGCCACUGGUCACACUCAUUCCGACUGGGUAGGGUACAGGUUGCUUUAGGUGACCAUAACCUUGUCAGGCCGUUUCUGCUGUUAGUUUGAUGUGUGUCUCUUCCUCCCACUCUGCAGAUGUCAGGCUUCUUCCUAGGACUCCAGGUUUGUAGUUCUUUGGUUUGGUUUGAGAGGCCAUUUCUCAGUCUUGUCUGUGUAGAACCUGUCCGUGGCAUGGUGCUACAAGACAGAAUGUCAUGGCUUGGUUCAGUGUGGCCUAAGGUCUUGUCAGCAUUUACUGCUUAGGAGUUAACAUGAGCUGCCUGCCACCCCAGCAGUCACAGGAUGGUGAGCACUACCACUCCACAUCUACCUGGCUGAUCUACCUUUGAUCUCAGCCUUGCAAGAGGCUGGAUCUUCCCCUGUGUCAGCAAAGGCCAAGAUGCAAUACUGUGGCAGCUUUUCCAGCUCACUUUUAUUUUUUUUGUUGUUUUUUUAAAUAAAUAUGUUUUGUUACAUUUU
Molecule: messenger RNA, 1651 nt
Organism: Mus musculus (house mouse)
Lineage: Eukaryota; Metazoa; Chordata; Mammalia; Rodentia; Muridae
Gene: Chst13
Product: carbohydrate sulfotransferase 13
Exons: 3
Coding region: 24-1034 (336 amino acids)
Biological process (GO): chondroitin sulfate proteoglycan biosynthetic process; carbohydrate biosynthetic process
Cellular component (GO): Golgi membrane; membrane
Molecular function (GO): dermatan 4-sulfotransferase activity; sulfotransferase activity; chondroitin 4-sulfotransferase activity
Source: RefSeq, marked validated